Messenger RNA from Cladophialophora bantiana CBS 173.52, 489 nucleotides. RefSeq lists its product as uncharacterized. The transcript is spliced from 3 exons. Gene Ontology annotation, biological process: transmembrane transport. Gene Ontology annotation, molecular function: transmembrane transporter activity. The record is from RefSeq and is a predicted model, not a curated record. Bases 1 to 489 code for a protein of 162 amino acids. NCBI's taxonomy places the organism in Eukaryota, Fungi, Ascomycota, Eurotiomycetes, Chaetothyriales, Herpotrichiellaceae.
AUGGAUCCUUCCAAAGAACAGGGUUCUCACGACAGAGUCGAGGAAGUCGAGUCGCCCAUUGUUAUCGACCAAGGUAACGGCGCUGUUCUUCUCGAUAUCAGCCAGGGCAAGUCUGAACAUGGAGCUGCGAAUCUGAAACUGGGCAAAGAUGGACAUACGGUACUAAUUCCACAGCCGUCGGACGACCCAAAUGAUCCUCUCAAUUGGUCAGACCCGAAGAAACAUCUCAUCCUCGUCACAAUAGCCGUGGCAGCCUUUCAAUCGGAUUUCCAGACAGCUCUUGGAGUUCCCGGUCUUAUUGCUCAGGGAAUCGAAUGGAACCUCAGUCCGACUCCUGUCAAUUAUGCAGGAAACCUGAAUGUUCUCAUGAAUGGCAACGGUGGGGUCUUCUGGAUGCCGUUCAUAUGCUUCUGGGGAAGAGCUCCCGUGCUAUUCUGGGUCCCUUUGGCCAGGUAUCAGGCCUCGCUGCCGAAGACGAAGUCAUGUUAG